Sclerotinia trifoliorum is the source of this 3873-nucleotide messenger RNA. Lineage: Eukaryota; Fungi; Ascomycota; Leotiomycetes; Helotiales; Sclerotiniaceae. The record is from the annotation of a GenBank genome assembly.
AAGUCAACGUUCAACCCUCUCUAAAUUUAUACUAUUAUUUUUAUGUUUUCUCCUACACCCUUUGUCACAGUCAUUCUACUCCUCAGUGUCAAUGGACAAUGCAAACUAAAAGGAUUCACCCUCAAUCUUGAUUUCACAAAAUCACAAAACUCCUUCAUCAAGUACACGGGCUUUUCAAGUAUCUCUACGGAUAAAUUCGGCUCGCCUCACUUCCUGCGGUGCUGAGCAGUUCCUAUACCGAAUUCUCGGGAUUCCCAAUGAAGCGUUAUGGGCGCCGAACUCCAUUGACGCGUUUCCGACCCGUGUAAUGAUUUACCUACUUUUCAUGCGCGAUAUAAUACUUGGUGCUACUGCGCUUUUCUCAACUGAACUGGGCUAUUCUUUACUGGUACCCAAAAGCGCGUUAUAGCAUACCUAGCGUAAGGUCCUUGUUCAUAGAAGUGCGUAUGAGCACCUUAUACUUCCCGGACUAAAAUAAGAUAGCAUUUGAAUCCUUCGAUAUCAUUAAUCCCAAGUGACCUCUCGGGUGUGCAAGCAUCUGCGACCGUUUUCUGAUGAAGGGCAGAUACACUAUUUGAGCACACGAAGCUUGAUCCAGUGUGGUUGACGGGCUUCCAAUAAUGCCGCAACGCCCAGCAAGUGUGAUCGAAUGGGUCGCUGGCCCAGCUCCAACGAAGGCUGCAUAUCGAUCUAUUGCCGCGGCCAAGUCCAAUAUUAUCACAGUGAGCCAACCACGUAUUCGCCGGCGCCUCGCCAUCGAAGUGGAGGUUUCUGAUUUUGACACCUCUUCCGCAGUUGCUUCUGAAGAGGAACCUCCUUCGAAACCAACAACCAAAGAAAUUGAGGAGCCGAAAGUCAAAGAACCAGAUCCGGAACCAGAACCAGAACCUAAGACACCUCAGCCUGCAAAAGAGGUUGAUAAGAGAGUAAAAUUUCAAGAGCCAACGCCAAAACUUAAGUCGGCAUUGAAGAAGAAUACCCUAAAGAUCUCAACAGGGCCUCGACCAUGCGAAUGCUCACAAUGCAGAGCGCGGGAGAAAAAGAAAGAUAAAAGCAGCGCGGAAGAUUCAAGCGAUUCCGAGGAUGAGACGGAAGUUGAAAUUGAACCUACAAAUAAACGGCUGAGGAAAAAGCAGCAACCCAACAAUAAAAAUAACAACAUCCCACAACCACGAAAUCAAAAGGUCAAACAGAAUCAGAAUUUUGAAGGGAACCAAAGUCAGCGGGAUAUGAAUGCGAAACAACGUAGCGAUUAUCAAAAAACCAGAAACAGUAACCGCCAAAACAAUCAAGAUAGCUCAGACGAGUCAGAUCAAUUUGAGAGCCAAUCCGAUCAUCAAAAUCAAAGCUUAUUGGGAUACCUAGGUCGAACAAUGGAGAGACGUAUUCUUCAGGAUAUGAGGGCUGAAGUUAUACUGCGGGAGGAUGUAAUCGAAAAUCCUUCUGAUCCACGUCCAAACGCAUUUCUUGAUACAAAAAGUGGUGUCCUGCGCGUUUACCAUGGUCGGGUAUAUGGCAAUCCUUUUGCGACAUUGCUCACGCCAGCUCAAGUGCCUAUUGGUACUUUUGCUCCAGAUUCAGCACACUUUGGUGGCUCACCUUCAAUAUACAACCCGUCCAGGCCGGUAUCUUAUGAUCAGCAGCAAUCUCAACCAAACUUACCCCGCGAUUUCUCUAACAAUACUGUCAGACACAAUCCCAAUCAGAAUUUAUCUGGGCAGCGCAAUUUUUCCAGUAAUAAUUUCAACCAGAAUUCUUCCAACAAUCGGCGCCAGCAGCAAGGCAAUAGCAACAAUAAUAACAUUCCGCAGAAUACAGAUAUGCCGGGUAGUUGGGUGGAAGAUGCAAAGAACAAAGAAGAUUCCGGCUCUGGUUGGAAUAAUAACGACCAGACGAAUAAUAAUCAGGGUUCAUGUGGUUCGGGCAAUGAUGACCAAAACAACAAACAAGACUCGAACGAUUGGGGCAAUACUGGUCAGAACAGUAAUCAAAGGGUUGCGUCUGUAGGCAGUAACAAAACACAGACUUCAAACAAGCAAAAGAAUAAUAAGAAAGGUGGGAAGGGUCAAGGCAAGCAGAAUAACCAGUCCAACAACAAUUCAGGUGAUGCAUGGGGUGCAGAUAACAAUGAUCAGUCUGGCAACUCAAACAGCUGGGGUGCGAACAAUGAAACAAGUGGGAAUUCGGGCUGGGGGAAUGAUACCAAGGAAGAGGAUGCAAAUGUCGCGCCGAACAAUGACUCUUGGGGAAAUGAUAAUGGCCAGUCAAAUGACAAUUCCAACAAUCAGAGCUGGGGCUGGGGUAAUGAUAAUAAUGAGGAGUCAAAUGACACUUCGAAUAACCAGAACUCGGGUUGGGGCAAUGAUAACAACCAGGACUCGAACAAUAGCUCGAACAAUCAAGACUCGAGCUGGGGCAACAACAAUAAGCAGAACUCAAAUGACAAAUCGAGCAAUCAGAACACAGGCUGGGGAGGAAAUAACCAAGACUCCAACGAUACCUCAAACAACCAGAACUCAAGUUGGGGCAAUGAUAAUAACCAGAAUUCAGGCUGGGGUGGAGAUAACCAGGACACUAACGAUGAUGCAAAUAACCAAUCUUCUGGCUGGGGUAACAACGACAAUAAUGACCAAUCAAACUCCAACGCUCAAUACAGCAAUGACAAUUCCGGUGGUUGGGGAGGAGAUUCCGGCGGUAACAAUAAUACUACUCCAGGAGGUUGGGGAGAUCCGAAUGAGCAACAAAAUAACAGCAACUCGGGAGGCUGGGCAAACUCGAACCAGAAACAAACCAAAGGUAAUACUAAAGGUUGGGGUGGCUCUGGUAGUCAACAAAACAAUGGAAAAUCCGGCUUUCGUGUAGGUUCUGGAAAUCAAAACAACAAAUCCAAUAAUAACUCGAAGAAGCCACAAAAUAACAAGUCGAAGAAUACUCAAAAGUCUAAGGGCUACGAUGAUCCAGAAUGGAUUGCCUACAACAACGAUCAAGAAGAUGAUGAAGGUAACCAAAAAGACGAUGAUGGAGGAUGGGGGAGGAAAUCUAAUACAAAUUACAACGUAGUUCAAAGUUCCAAGGGUAAAGGAUGGAACAACAAGAAAAACAAUCAGAACAAUGGUGGUCGAAAAGAAAACUCCAGCAACCGAGGGAGUCAAUGGGGAGGGGAUGGACAUAAUUCUGGCGAGGGAGGAGACCAAGAUGAUGAUGGAGAAGAAGGCAAUCCGCAAUUUCGUGAUCAUACACCCACAAGCAGUGAGAUUUUGAGGAACUGGGACAAUAUAGACCAGGGCAGAUGUUCAAACUUUCCCAACAUUGGUGGUUAUGAUGGUGGUCGCAAACCUCGUCAUACAAGGACUCCUACUGCUCUCUCUUUGGCUGGAAGCUGGGCCUCAUCUGAACCUAGCGAGAAUGGUGGCAAUGGUGGCUAUACUGGCAGAAUUCGCAAGGCUAGUAAGGCUAGUAAAGGCGGAAAGAGUGUUAAAGCUGGCAAAUCUGUCAAUAAUGGCUAUGAUAAUAGCUCUGGAAGCAGUGGAUGGAACAACACUGGCCCAAAUGGUGGCUGGUAAAGGGGCUCACAAUUUUAGUACUCCAUAACUACGGAUGCGGAGCAUGUCACGUUUGUAUUGUACGAUUAUGGUGAAGAGAUGAGGGGAAAAUUUUCUGUUCAGAUCGUUUGCGAAAUUCUGUACUUUGCGCAAUAUUUGACCAGUUUAAUUCUCUAAAUUAUGGCAGGGCACUUUGCCCAUUUGUACAUAUAUCAUACAUAUUAGCUUUAUGGGUUGCAAUGAUGGGAUGAAGAGAUAUCUUUGCUUCGAGAUACUGUGAGGUUUAAUACAUGGUCAUAAUAGCAUUAGGUAGAAAUUAUUGAAAUGGCAA